AUGACGACUGGAGAGAAUUUGGCUCACUCCGACGACUUCAUUAGCUUGUUUGUCACCAGUGACAAAAAUUACAAAUCAACUGCCUUCGUCGACGCAAAUCCACUGGUAUCAUUCUACACAUUUUUCAUCUCCAAUCGUACCUCUACACCCUUACUCUACGAGUCAGCUCUUCAGCUCUGCGUACAGACAUACAACACUACUGUUAUCGAUGGGCAGACCUCCACAAACGUUCUUGCCACGUAUACUAAUGUGAAUGCUACGCUUGACUACACGAUCACUGUACCGGCAGAUAGUUCGGCGUAUCUCAUGUCGCGUUACUCCGUCAACACGAUGACAGAUUUCUUCAGAACUGUUCUAAGGGCUCGUUACGCUGUCAAGGAGAAUAACCCGAUCUAUGGUUCUGACGCCAUCGAAGUGCUCGUCGAUACGCUUCUUGUCCCGCCAUACGAUAUGGCAGCAAUGUCCAACUUUCUUCAUGGCUUGGCAACGAGUAUGACCAAUACACUCGAGCCAUGGAAAAUGUCAACCUUAGCUACACUGCAAGCAUUGAGCAGCGCAAUGCACGAAGAUCUAGGGCCGCUUCGGAAGCAAGCAGAAAUGGAAGAACAUGGGGACGAUCGCAUGGUCAGAUUGAGAAAAGGGGCUAUGGGUGGCUGGAGGCUUGUUGCUCAUGAAAACAAAUGA
Messenger RNA from Bacidia gigantensis, 684 nucleotides. RefSeq lists its product as uncharacterized. The coding region runs from base 1 to 684 and encodes 227 amino acids. The record is from RefSeq and is a predicted model, not a curated record. Lineage: Eukaryota; Fungi; Ascomycota; Lecanoromycetes; Lecanorales; Ramalinaceae. The transcript is spliced from 2 exons.